UUAAACAGGGGAGAUGCAAAACUUCUCUUUUCGGCAGCAAAUGAUGGUGCUAUUAUAGCUUGGGGCUCUGGAGGUGCAGUACAUGAUAGGAUUCCAGUAAGUUUGAAUAUAUAUAUAAAGGUGUUUUUUUUUACCAACUAAUUUGCAUGUUAUUUUAUAAAGAAAUAAAUGUUGCAAUGAGAUGUAAGUUGAUAGUUUUUCAGUAAAUUUUUUCACUGGUAUUUCAACAUUCUGUCUUUGGGAAAUCAGUGGUAAUGGGGCUGUACAUAACUAGGUUAUUUUCCUCAAUGAUAAUCAUGCAAGAUUUUUCUUUAUUGGUUGAUUAGGAGAGUCUAGUUAUUUACUCAAACAAAAUGCUUAAGUUGAUAAUAUUCUUAAUCAAUGUUACCUAUUUUCCUGACAGUAUAUGAAAUAUUUGAGGAUAAUUUAUGUCUAAUUAUAUUGCAAAGAGUCAAAGUGGUAAAAAAUUAAAAGGUAGUUGUACUGACUCCUUGUGGUGAUCAAUCAGUGAUUUCUCCCUUCAGUAUGAAUACAUUGACAAGUAAACAGGUGAUGAGAAUUUCAAGAUAUCAAAUGUGGAUAUUAUUUAUGUGGAUUUAUCUAACCCUAAGCAAUUUCUCAGAACUAACAUCAUAAGAGAGGUUUGACAGACAGAAGAGAGAAUUAAUAUUUGAUAUCGUAAGAGUGAAAGGAUGAGUGGGUAAACAGAGAAAGAGAGCUGUUUAUUUAUUUAAUGAAUUUUUUACCAAUGAUUAUUCUUUUAGAUUGGAUCUCCAGUGUACUGCAUGGCAUGGAAUGUAAGGAGAAACCAAAUAGUUGCAGCUGUGGAUUCAACAGUCCAAGUAUUCAACAUGAGAGAUCCAGGUAAUUUUAUGAAUAAGAAGAAAAUGAAUGAUCAUCUGGCCCAUUCUGCCCUGCUAGUGCUUUGAUAGUCUGUAAGUUGUGACCCAAAACCAGAUAUUUUCCCUUUAAGCCCUCCCUCUCAGUUAAUUAGUUCACCUCAAUUGAACUCUUGGAAGGAAUGUUUUAAUUUUCCUUUUUAAAAACUUAUUAAGCUUUUUGAGAUCCCCAGCCCCUUCCAUCCCCCUCUCCUUCCAUUCCUCCUCCAUCUCCCAUCUCCCACCACCCCCCUUCCAUGACCCCUCCAUCCCUCUCCAUCUCCCCUUCAUGUACCCAUCUUCCUCCAUCCCCUAUCUCCCCCCCCCCUUCUGAUACCUCCCAAACUAUGACCCUCCUUAGGGUGGGUAUGUGGGUAUUUCCUUUGCUCAUUUUUUAAUUAAGUAUAUUGAUUGAAGCUUACUGCUAAUUGUAGUACUUUCAUUCAUUUUGGAUUUCAGGAAGAGAAAUUGGACAUGUAAUAGACACAAAGGGUAGGCUGGUACAUUUAUGAUAUUAGACAGUAAUUUGGAGAAAUCAUGUUAUUAAAAAGUACUAUCUUUUUGUAUUCUAUUUACACUCAUCAUGCUUUCAACAUUGCUGAUCCUAGCAUUGUGUAGGAUUUGUCACAUAUGAUCCUGCUGACAGCCUUUCUCUCCCUCAAGUUCUCUGUACUUGUAGCCCAGAAGUAAAGCAUGGAAGUGCAGAAUGCUAAGGUCUGGGGCUUGAUUCCUGAUAAGGACUUAGAUCUUUUUCUUUCUCUUUUGUUCACAGUGAGACAAGUAACAUCUUUUUUAAGUUUGGUGUUCUUCGUAAUAGUUCAGCUACUAAUUUGUAUAUCUUUUUCAGCCUAUGUCUGUAAGGAACAUUCAGAUCUUGUGAAAUGUGUAGUUUGUCAUGAAUCAAGAGUUUACAGUGGAGGGUAUGUUUAGAUUGAAUAACAUUUAACUAACAUUACAGAAAGCCAAAACCUGUGUUGUUGAAGGUUUACUUAGAGAAAGAGAAAUGUUAGACUUUUCAAAAACACAGGAAGAUUUCACAGAAGAUAUGUAAAUUUUUAUACAUUUUAAAGGACGUAGUUUAAGAUUGAAAUUUUCAUAACCUAUAACUCCAUUGUAAACUACAUUUAAUUUUGACAAACAAACUACAGAACUAUAUUGACAGGUGAACUGUUGAAAUGUGUAGUCACCUGAAAAAUUACAACAUAUAAUCCCAAUAAGUUUCACCCUACUUUGAUCUUUUUACCCUUUGACCUCCAAGAGUGAAAAGCAUCUUAUUUCUCCCCACAUUAUCUCCCCUGAAUCACACAUCAGGGUUAUGAGAAUACAGAAGAUGAUCACCAACUGAAAAAGCUUUUGAUUGUUAAACAAAUUCUCCUUGUCAGCAUCUGAGGAAAUGUAUACAGAACAGUAUGGAGAAUAUCAAUCAAGUGCAGUUAACUGAUGUUAGGAUGUGAAGGGUUAAAUGCUAUUUUUAAAUCUUCCAAACUGCAUAAUUCUACAAAGUAGUCUUUGAGUAUCAGAGUUACUGGACAGUGUUUGCUCAGAUUGUAUGUGUUUUAUCAAUGUAUUUUACAGGUAUGACCAGAAGUUAGUUGUUUACGAUUCCACUUUUUCAUACAAAGGAAACAAGAGUUUAUCAGUCGUAACAAAGUAAGGUUUGAAAAUCAUUCAGUUUCAAGCUUGUAGACCAUGGUAAAUAAUCUUUUUUCUGGUAGCUCCCUUCUUUCUGUACUUUAGAUGCUAACAAUUUCAGGUUUUGUCAGUCUUGCAUUCUUGUGACCCAUUUCAACAUUUACUCUGAAAUAGGGUUCAAAGUUAUUGGCCAAAAAAAUUGCAUUUAAUUAGGAAAUAAACUGAGUUUGGCCAUAAUUUAGAUUCUGGAUUUUUUCCUAAUGUGCAGAUCAGAGCUUGUAAAUGAAUAUUUAGCAACACUUUAAAAACGUUUUCAUAGCUUAUGACUGUAGGCUUAGAUUCUGUGCAUAUAUUAAUUAAAUGUAUGGCAUAUAUGCAGACUUAGAUUAUUAUAGUCAUACAUUCUGCAAAUUUGUUUUUCAGGGUUAACAAAGCACAUGAUGCAGGAAUAAUCUGCAUGUGCCUGGCACGAGACUCAGACAACAAUACAUGGUAAGUUACAGACUUCAUACAUAUAAAUGGUGAAUUAAUUCGGGCAUCUUAUCAAUUUUAAUUUUGAAUAAGAGUUGUCACAUGUCUAAUUUUGGUUGGGCUUGAAUAAAGACUGUUGUUUCCAUUUAUUGAAUGUACAAUGUAUGAGCAACCUUUUUGUUGAAUUUUUUCAGGGUGUUAAGUGGUGCUUUUGAUAAGGUUGUUAAAGUUUGGUCUCAAGAUGGACAAGUCAUGCAUAAAUUUGAUGGAUUCAGGUACAAGAUCUAAAACAAGAUGAAGUCUCUUUACUGAUACACAGUACAUUUUACUGUUGGCCUUUACUGAGAAUUUAAUUUCAAUUGUGUAUAAAAGAACAAUGUCCCCUAUUUGAUGAAUUCUUGAUUCUCAGAAACUAUCUUUUUAACAAAUUAUUAAAACUUAGGAGUGAUAGGAUCACCUUUUUUUCAAAGAUCCUGAUUUUUACAGAAACAUUGAAGUGGUAUCAAAUUUUAAUAAUUUGACUUUGAACCAGAUGUGUACUUAAGCAAGUCUUUGUACAUCAGUUUCACAUUAUUACCAGAUACCCUCUGUCAGAAAAAAAUUACUGUUUUGAAAGAGCAGCUGACAUAAAGUUCGAAAGAGCGGCUGACAUAAAGUUUAAUGUCUCUGAUUUUUUGUUUACUGGACUGUUUUGCUGUUUGCAGUACUGCAGUUACUGGAGUCUGUUAUGUUAGACCAAUCAAGACUAUCUGGGCAGCAGCAGGCACUGCUGAAGCUGCUAUGUAUGAUCCAAAAUCUGGAGAAAAUGUGAGUCAGUGUCCCCUCCCUCCCCUCUUGUAAAAUUACUCAUUAACAUCUUGUUAAUAUGCCAUAACACAACUUUUUUAUUUGAUCAAGCUUAAGUGAAAUGAAAAUACUUGAGGUGAACAAGAUUCACAUCUCUUGCAGGUGACAGAUUUCAUAGGAACGUUUCAAGAUGAGGAAAGUAAUGGGUACGAGAGAUUAAAGCAAAAUAAAGAGAUUCAAUCACAUUUCAUUGCCAUGAGAACUCAAAUUUCAGAUAAAAAUGUACAGUCUAUCUCUAUGCUGUUUGGAACAAUUCAUUUGUAAUUGGUGAAAGUGUUGUGGUUGUUAUUUUGUGGGAUGUUUACCCAUCUUGAAUUUGUUUCCUCCUUUUUUCUAGUUUUCCUCUGGUGUUAUUUCACUAUAUCUCUGACUUAGGACAUGUAAUAGGUAGGUGCUCUGCACAGUUCCUGUUAUAUCUUUUAACUUACUCAGACUCUAGAAGAUUGUCAGAAAUUGUAAGCUACUGAACUUUAGUGAAGAAUGAGCUGUGAGAAUCACUUCUGUUUAGAUUUUCUUUGUUUCCAUUUGGGUUUCUGAGCUCGUGAUCUCUGAUAAUUAUUCAUGAUUGGCAGCAAAUUGUCAAGGGUAACCCAAUAGAAAUGACAUGUUUACUGUGGAAGGGGCCAGGGUGUGGACAGGAUUUUCUUGAGGAAGGGGGUAGGUCUUGAAGUGACAGCUCACUGGCAGUAAGGGGAAUGCCAGGUUGUUUUAUUGUUAUAAGUUAUCAUUUUUUCUUGACAAGGGGAUGUCAAAUGCACCACAAGGCCCCCUCCCAUCAGCUAUGCUUUAGAAGCAAACUGGAGGGGAGAGUGGCUUGUUUUUUUUAAUUCCUGCGUGACAACUUUGUUCCAACAACCUGAAAGCACGCCAAGUAGACGCAAUAAACUUCACACAUGCGCUGUAGUUUGACAGUUUGACUGCCCAUUAAGUAACAGUUAGGGGAGGACUUGUACCUAGGAUCACAGGGCCCUCAGACUACAAAUAUCAGUGUCUUAACCAUUUGGCCAUGGUGUCUCUGUGAGUUGUGGUGCAUAUGAUUUAUGAUUGAACACUUGAAAUCUUUCAGGAACAAACAGCAGACGACAUCUGAUUGUGUGGAAAUACAAUUCAUCUGGAUGUUUAACAACACUAAAGAACAAGUGUGCAAUGGAGUCUCUUACUUACAGUACGUAAUUUCGCGUUCCAUAUUGAUAUUUUCUGUGGAUAACAACUGAACUAAUAUUUGUCAAAAGAUGAAACCAGUAACCUUGCUCAAGAAGGAGUAAUUUGCAGCUCAGUGGGAGAGCAUCAUAACGCAGAAUCUGAUAGUUCUAGGUUCGAUUCCUCCUAGGGGCUCAGUAAAUUUCUUCGUCCCAUGCUGAUGACGAGGCGAAAAAAAACAUCCUUCUAUAGAUGUCAACAACUUCCGGCAACGUACAAACUUACAGACGAAAUUAACCCUUUACACCCAAAAAUCAGUUAGCACAUUUUCCAAACUGUUCUAUGGUGCUGACAAGAAAACUUGUUCCCUGAUACCUUACACAUGAUAUGCCAUGUUACGGUGAAAGUUUACCUAUCCUUAGCCAUGCUAGGUUACUUAUAUCAUUAUUUUUCGAAAUAUUUUCCAGCUCGGAAAGUUCCCCUUUUGAUAUUCAGUGGAGGUAGUAAUGGUCACGUGUCCAAGUGGGAACGACUUCAGUCAAACAAUUUCAUGUACAGGUAAAUAAAGAUCAUCCUCGCUCUCCCCUCCCUGAAUGUUAUACUCGAAAAUUUAAAAUCAUCUUAAAUAAACGAAUGAAUAAUGAGUAAAAAAUGAAGUGAAAUGAAUGAAUUCAUGAAGAAAUGGAUUUAUAGAUAGAUUCACAGAAAGGGAGAUAUUUUACGAAAUUUUUGUUCAUCGGUUUAUUUUUUUCUUUGUCAGACUCGAGUAAGAGCCACAUGUUUAAAAUGUGAUGUAUGCUAUUAAAAGUAAUAUUUUUUGUGACUUUUCAAUUUUGCUGGGAUGUUUGACAAAUAUAGAGGCCAUCGCGCUAUCACUGGACAUCAUUCGAGCUCUCCUGUGAUUUUCCUUUUGCAUGUUUGUGUUGCGUAUUUGUUAAUAACAGAAAUCUACACGAUGUACUCGAAAACUCUUCGGUCGAUCGAAAGGAAACCUCGGAAGUCUUCGUGUAAUCUCCUGAAAUAGUCUUGACGUCAUUAGAUGUGUAAGGGCCUAUUUACACGGUACGACUUUGUCGCAUGCGACAAGCGUACGACAGGCUUACGACACGAAUUGUUUCGUGUAAAUCAAACCUACAACUCGCUUACGACUCUUAAGUCAUGUCGUAGGCCUGUCGUAAGCUUGUCGCAUGCGACAAAGUCGUGCCGUGUAAAUAGGCCUUAACAUCCAUGCUCUGUGUGUUUUCGUUUACAGCAAAGAGAUAUUCUUACAGAGUGAAGCUAAAUCUCGCUUAGCAGCUCAGAUCGCGGCCAAGUUCGAUUGGCGCAGUCCAAACAGGAGUGCUAGUGGUGAAAACAGGCCGAGACCUUCCUUCCUAAAUACUAUAAACCAGGUAUAUAUCCAAAAGUAACUUUAAAAAGAGGUUUAAAGUCAAGCUGGCUUGUAAAACCAAUCCUGGUGUCGGUUAUCCCAUUGUCAGAAGUAUGAAGCGACUAAGACUAUUGCUACUCCUAUUGAACGCCAGUCCAUCGCGAGUUUUUCGGUUUCAAUUUGUACUCCUGGGCAGAGAGAGGCAUGGUGAGAGUUAAGUGUCUUGCCUCAGAAACACAACACAAUGACACUAACUGGAGUCCAGCGGGCAAACCACGUGAACACCGUGUCGCCCACAACAUGCUACUUGCGUUUGUUAUAAGUAGUUUUAUUACAGUAUUUUGCUUAUUGGUGAAUAAAGAAAACUAAUCUCUCCAGAUGCCCGCCAUAAAAGAACUUGCCAGUAAUUUACCGAACUGAACAACAUAAUCACUUACAAAUUCCCUGGUACUCGCAUUGUUUUCAGCCAUUUCGCUGAUGCCUUAGUUAACCAUACGAGUGAAAAUAUUGAAAGAUAAAAGGAUUUCCCGCCAAAAUGCACGUAUGCCAACGUCAUUAUGGCGGGAAAAUCGCCAGGUAGCUUUGUGGGUUCUACGAUUGUGCGAUUUUAUUUACGAAAAACAUGUACUCGAUUUUAAGCAAGACAUAGCUCUUACAAGACUCUCUAACUUGACAAUUUUGUGUCUUUAAUUCCUUUUAAUGUUUCAGAUGUCGUCUGCUUCUGAACACACCAGCAACAUUUCCCUGUUGAGAUCCGUUUUUGUGGAGAACCUUGAUUUAUUAGUAGUGGCAUCAGAAGACAAUAAUAUUUGUAAGUAAAUGCAAUGUUGAGGGUUGGAUGUUUUAAGGGGACCACCCCGGGUAAAAUUACUUGAAAUUAAAAACAUUAAAUAAGGCUUGACUAUACUUAAAAGUAUUAUAAUUUCAUUGCUGGCGAAAUUUUUUCAGCAGGGUUGUUUUCGUUGCUUUUGCAUUGUUCUACUUAGAUAAAAGUCCGUUCAGCUGAUUCGUACGUUUUACAGUUCAUUGACUUUAACUGAACACUGAAAAGUCCUCCUAUGAAAGUGACCUUCCUAAUAAAAGAAAAGAAUCACCAUUUCAUUUAUAAACAAGUAGAAUUAUGCUUCCUCGUAAAAUUAAGGAUUGAUAUCACUUGUUUUAUCAGAAGUUGCAGAAUUUCUGUAACUUUUAAUAACUUUUAAUAACAGACUUUAGUAACAAGCUGUGUCUUUUGUUCGGACAGAUGUGUGGGGCUUUGACGAGGACGCUGUCAAGGUUCUGGAAAACAUGAGACCUGCAGACGAAAAUCUUAUUUACAAAUACGCAAUUCUGCUCGGUGAAAAGGCCUUCAAGCCUGUGAAAAAAGAUGUAGAGGUACGUGUUAGCCUUUCACAUCCUUACUUCAGGAUGCAUGUUCUUCAUACUGUUUUGUUUGCAUCACCUAAGGUGCUGACAAGGAGAAUUUCUUUGACAAUCAAGAGCUUUUUCAGUUGAUGAUCAUUACCUUCAUUCUCAGGACCUUUUGUGUAAUUCAGGGGUUUUAUUGUUAGGAGAAAUUAGAUGCUGGUCAGCGACAGGAGUUAAAAGGUUAAGAGAUGCACAUCUUCCAUACGCAAAAUGUAUCAUGGGCAGCUCUAUUUUUUUAUUGCGCAUUAUUCAGUUACGCGACAUACAUAUUAAGAAGUUAAAUCUUAGUUUUGUAAGUAUUUACAGUUUGUCUUCUCACAAUAACUAAAUGACAUAUUCCUUAUUUACCACCCAUAUCUACGUCACCUAGAAUCUUAACAUUACUUGUUGUAUCCUUUGGCGAACUGACAAAUAAAUUAAUAAGUAGAUAAGUGGUAGCAAUAUUUAAAACUUCUCACAUAUUAAGCAGAACUUUUGAUAUUAGUAUUCUUGACCCGCAAAUUGGCUUUCCUCCCCUUCUGAUCAUUUCUUCUUGCUGUGUUCACAUAAUAGGCGUUGAAUCUGUCAGAUAUUCUGUUUUGCUUGUUUGUGUUUGGAUAACUUUUUGAGAGCCUGUUUCCAAAUAAUUACUUACUUUGUCUAACUAUGUGUCAUGUUUAUUAACAGGGCUCUAAGGAGCACGAUUCAGUAACCAACAGGGUGGCAGGAUUCAUUUGUAAACACGUGUUCACAGAACAUUCCAGCUGUGUAACCGGGCUGGCUGUUGUGGGGAGAGAGGCUGGGUACAAUACAACAUACUUGGUGAGAUUCAUUUUGUUGUAACUGUUGAUUAAAGUUAAGGUUUUAGGCAAUCCUCAAGAUUAUUUUCCGAUCUAUUCAAGAUAGCAUUCUUGAACGACAGUUUUGUUACACAGCGGGGCGCAAUUGAGAGAGAGAAUAUUCUUGAACAGCGGAACCAUGUUCGAGGCGUUCAGUUAGUAAAUAUAAAAUUGAGCUCGAUGGGCAUAAUGUUAACAGCUGAGCGAUAAAAGGCGCGAGGUUUUCGGUCAGGUGGAAAAAAAAUGUUUGGGAUGAGUCGUGUAACGAUCAAUCACUGAGGUGUACCAGAUUCUGGUCUACUGAAACAAUCUUUUGUUAAGAAGUUUCACCGGCGUAUUACGCGACUCGAUCCAAACCUCCUUACAUUUUUCGCUUUGCCGCUUCUAUGGCGCCGUUUUACUCUCGCGCUUCGUUUUAUCAACUGAAUGCCUGAAACAGGCUAAAGUACUGAUGAAGUAGGAACUUAUGCACUUGAGCGCUGUAACAGCUCAGUUUAUUUUGUACCUUUUCUUCGUCUUUCAGCUUAGUGCUGGCUGGGAUCGACGGAUCUUCUUGUGGGACCUGGAAGCAUCAUGGUAAGACUCGUGAAAUAUGAUCACACCAUUUAAUAUUCCCUUAUAUUAAGAACUUCUAACCCUAAAAUUCUUCCAAAUAACUCAAUUAAUGCUUAUACCUAACUUAUACCUACUUGUCAAGAUUAACAAGCUAUUUGCUGUCGUCCUAGCAUUUUUCUUUGAAAGUUAUCAACAUGAUGUAAAACGAAAUUUUACGUUGCAUUUUGUAUAGUUUUCACGACACAUUCCGCAACACUGAUCCCAGCGCCCUUGAGAGCGAUGAGCUGGCCUCCGAUGGUAUCAUUAUGGACCUAACGUACAGCGCUGAAAGGUAUGACUUGGUAUUCAACGCUCGAUUCAGUAAACGGCAAACUUUCAUUUGAAGAGAGGAGUCAGUCUUAUCCUUCAGUACCUCAAGGUACCUCGGUGACUCUCGGGGAUCGGAUGAUUUAGUGUUAUCGAUUGAGUUUAUAAUGUAAAUUGGUCACCGGGGAUUGGGGCGAGGAACCGGCUGACAUUUUACGCUGGAAAGGAAAGAAGGAGAAAUGUUGGGUUUUGACUGUUGCACUGGACCCCAAUUGAUAGGCCUAAGUUCCAGGCCAAAAGAGUGUCAAAAUAUUGUAAUUUUAGAUUAGGACUACAUAUUGUCAGCUGUCAGCGGAACACGGCAAGGGUAAGGUAUAAUGAGUAAUUGCAAAAAAUUGUACCCCCCCUAGAGGAGGAAAGAGGACUAACGGGGAGGCAAAGAGGCGCUUUCGAACCGCCUCUAUAAGUGUUAGGGACAUCUUAGAAGAACUCUUUUUUGAUGAAACACUUGGGCAGUUUUGGACAACAGCCUUUUUGCGCAUAUCAAGUUCUUUGUAUCCAUGUUAUUCUGCCCUCUGUAGAAAUGAGUUCGCUUAUGCUUCGUCUGACAAGUUGGUGUACAUUAGACAGUUCUCUGACCGCGGUGCAGAAAUGACUUUGUCAGCGGUGUUACAGGGCCACGAGGCUGAAGUUACACAGGUGAGAACGCUUCAAUCAAGACUCGUUGCCAGGUUCCUCUCGGUCUUGGCGUUUAUUCCAAUGGUGUAUUCAGGGUACGGGUUUAGUUUUUAUGAACAUGCAUCGCGUAAUGAUUUCCAACACGUAUCAUUUGCUUCUUAACUAUAUUUAAUCUUUUUGCAGAAAAAAAAUUUAUGUAGUAUAGUUAUUCGAGUCAUCAAGCUGCUAAGCGUUUACGACGACAUUAUUUGUGUGAUCAAGAAUUUUUUACUUGUCGAAAGGUUCGCUGGAAUGCUGUGUUGAGCAAAUGGAUCACGGGCUCAGAAGAUGGAACUAUUCGUAUCUGGGUAAGGUCAUCGUGUACUGUGUGACUGACAUCUUGAAACUGUAUAUUUUGAAGCAGGUGCAAUGGAGCACCAGUAAGUGUGAAAGGACCUAAUAACCUCUUACUGACCGAGUGUGAGAGCCAUACUGGGUAAUAUUGGCCUGAGGCAGUCGUAGCAGUUUGGACCGAGUGCAGCGAGGUCCGUGACAAACGACUGAGGGCUAAUAUUCCCCAGUACGGCUUGUGCAAGCGAGGUAUGGAAGUGGUUUGAUAUAAGGCACUCGCAAAAAAAAACUUGUUUGAUUUGAAAUUGCCGGCUUUUUGGAGCAAAAAUACACGGCUUAUGACCGUUUCCGUGGAAAAGGUCCGUAUGGCAAAAUCCCGACCAGCUAAGAACCAAUCAGAACGCCGAGAUUUACCUCAGGACUACCUUGCCACAUAAUAAACCAGGGCUAUGACUGAUCUUGAAAACUCGCCCCACUCUCUCUUAAUCAACAAAGCGCGAAAUUAAAUCAAUGGCGACUCGGCAACUGCUUGUGAGAGCUUUUAAAUGUUUUUGCUCUGAGUUCUCAUUGGCUGCUUGUGAUAUUUUCCUUUGUGCUGAUUGGCUAUUGCGAUUACUCUGGUUGUGAGAUUAUCAUAGUUCAUCGAAAACCGCUCUGAUUUAUUUGUACUUUUGAUGUUGUUGCUGAUCGCAGAGAGGAGAUGGAAUGGGGUGCGAUGUGGUGCUCACUGCUCAAGGAGCUGUUUCAGCUCUGUGUAUUGAUCAAGUGAACGGCUGUAUUGUGGCUGGAGUCCAAGAAAUCAUCAGGUAAAGAUUUCGUGACAUGUAUGACAAAGAUAUCUUGUCAGAGUGGCCGUUCGUUGUCACGCAAACAGGUAAUGCAAACGUUCAAGAAACAUAUUGGAUGUCUUUUUGUAGUGUCGGAACUGUGUCACGCAAACAGGCCAUGAGAGUGUGUGGCGAAUGUUGCAGCAAAAUUACAGGGGCAAAUGCCACCCAAUCUUUUUUUGUUUCAUUUCCAGGGUUUAUGAUCCAGACACACGCAAGAUUGUGCAGAAGAAUCUUGGACACAGCGAUUCUGUGCGAUGUAUUAUUCAUAUUCCUGAGAGGAGUCAGGUAUUUAUCGUUUUUUUUUACGGUUGUAGUUAUUAGCUUGCUAGGAACUGUAUGGUAUGAUUUUGAGAAUAGGGUACAAACUUCAGGCGUGGAAAUGAGGUUAAGAAUUCUUUGCCUCAAUUUCAUGGUAUUCAGGCCCCAGACCCCUCGCAUGUCAAAUUUUGAAUGUUCUUGGGUAUGCUUUCAAUUUUUAUUGACCCGUUACCUUACGUUGUUCUUUCAGUAUAUUUCCGCUUCUUGGGACAAAACUGUAAGGAUAUGGAACGCAUACAAGAAAAGU
This is a messenger RNA of Pocillopora meandrina, 11825 nucleotides long. The record is from the annotation of a GenBank genome assembly. NCBI's taxonomy places the organism in Eukaryota, Metazoa, Cnidaria, Anthozoa, Scleractinia, Pocilloporidae.